Molecule: messenger RNA, 2391 nt
Organism: Owenia fusiformis
Lineage: Eukaryota; Metazoa; Annelida; Polychaeta; Sabellida; Oweniidae
Source: the annotation of a GenBank genome assembly
UGGAAAUAUGACAAACCUAAUGUAAAUAUGAAAAAUAUUGUGCUUUGAAGAAUUAAUAUAUAAAUUGGCACAAAGAUAUAAUUAUAAUUAUGUCGCUGACCCAAGCAAUAAUGGAGGCUCAUCGAAUGUCUCUGAAGCGUAUUGGAGAGAGGGCCCGUCGCCUUGUCCCAUGUCGUGUCAUUGAUCUUAUUGAUUGGUGUGAGAUGGCAAUUUUUCAACCUGUACCAUAUGAAAUGCAACACCUAGAGGAUUAUGGAUAUCCACCAGGGUUGAAUGGCACAAAUCAGACAAAAGAUGACUUGAUAGAUUACGUGAAGAAUAUUUAUGACACACAGUUGGCAGAACAAGCUUUGGCCAAAUACCUCUACAUCUACAUCUCACCUAUACUACUCUUUAUAGGGACAUUUGGAAAUAUCCUCGCCGCAAUUGUACUGACCAAGAUGAGUAUUAAAUCUUGCUCCACGUGCGUGUACCUUGCAGUCACCGCCAUCAUCGACCUCCUUGUAUUGUACAUCAAGUGCGGGAAUGAUUGGCUGUAUAAUCUUAAUGGAACUAACCUGAGCAACAUACUGUUGGUUUACUCAGACACAGUCUGUAAGGUUUAUCCAUUCGCCUUCAAUUUUAUUGCCCAUCUCGCAAUUUGGGUGCUAGUGGCACUAGCUGUUGAGACUUUCAUUAUGUGUGGGCAUCCCGAGAAAGUUCGAAAAAUGUGUACAAUUGAGCGGGUGAGGGCAAUAUUAUUACUUCUCACUGUCCUACUCGUGUUUGUCAAUGUUCACUUCUUCUGGUCAUUUGCGAAGAUUCCGUUAUCUGAGUCAUUUAACCCAGGGACUGAUAAUGGUCAGAUAUGUACUUGGACUAAUAAAGCCAGCGAAGAGUUUCAAUCUAUCAUGUGGCCAAUUAUGGAUCUGAUUAUCGCUGAAGUAGUGCCAUACGUAAUCAUAGUUAUUCUCAUCACGUUAGCUGGAUUGAAGCUCCUCAAGCAAAAAUCAAAAAGUGCUGUGGAGAUUUUAAAUGAACAUAAAUAUAGUCUUAAUCCAGAUGCCAUUAUCCAGUUACGCAAAACUUUCCUCAUCAUCCUGGUACUUCAUCUGAUUCUCACGAUACCAAAAUUCAGUUUCUACAUUUAUAAAUAUUUUGUGGAAGUUCAGAAGAUGCGUAAAUUUGAUCGGGAAUACCAAAGCCAGACAGCCCUAGCUAAUGCCAUUUGUUCGGAGUUGGUCUAUGGAUUGUUAAGCUGUAAAUUCUUCAUAUAUGCUGGAACGUGUAAGAAAUUCAGACAUGAACUUAAGAGUAUUUUAACAUUAGUCUACAGAAUUCAUAGACGUAAAUCCAAUAGGCGAAAAUCAGAACAGCUAAUGGGAAAACCUAUUUUGAAUAAAGGAAUUCUACAAAAGUUUGAGGAUGAUAUGAGGAAUGGUGGUAUAAAUGCACCCCAGUAUGUAAAAUAUGACACAGAUUUUACUCCCCCAGAUGAAACUCUGGAACCAUUGAGUAAACCUGUUGAACAUGAAGAGAUAAUCACUUCCGUCUAGUAUGUUCUCAUUUAAAGAGACGAUGAAAUAAUGAGAACUGUCAGUCAAUCAUUCUCUCAUUUCAAGAGCUAAUGAAAAAAAAGAACUCUCAUUUCAACUGAAAAUUAGAAAAAUUAGAAAAAUAUGACACCAUAUAUAGAGAAGUAUCGUUAUGACAACCUCUCUUCGGGACUAAAUAAUACAAUACAAUGUAUAAAAAGAUGAGAAAAUUAUUACUUGAUGUAAUUACAGACUUUUCUGAGAUACAACUAGUUUUGAAACAUGAUAAUUUAGAUUGUAGGAUUCUUUUUAAAUGCAUGUGUGUCAAACCAAAACCAUAGUGAAGGGGCUAUGUAUAUACUCUAUAUGCCUCUUAAACUACAACUAUAGUGUAGGGGCUAUGUAAAAUAUACGCUAUCUGCCUCUCAAACUUCAACUAUAGUGAAGGGGCUCUCUCUCUGUCUCUCAAACUACAACUAUAGUGUAGGGGCAGUGUAAAAUAUACUCUAUCUGCCUCUCAAACUACAACUAUAGUGUAGGGGCUAUGUAGAAUAUACUCUCUCUGUCUCUCAAACAACAAUUAUAAUAUAAGGAUAAAUAAAAUAUACUCUAUCUGCCUCUCAAACUACAACUAUAGUAUAUGGGCGGUGUAAAAUAUACUCUCUCUGCCUGUCAAACUUCAACUAUAGUGUAGGGGCUGUGUAAAAUAUACUCAGUCUCUCAAACUUCAACUAAAGUGUACAUGUAAAGUGUAAGUGGAAAGUUUACCUAUGUAAUAAAUAUACUCUAUCUGUACAAUUAUAGUAUAGGGUUUAUGUAAAAUAUACUCUAUCUGUACAAGUAUAGUAUAGGUUUAUGUAAAAUAUACUCUAUCUGU